AUGGAGUUGCAGUUUGAAGAAGAAGGACUGCAGCCGGUGAGUCCUACCGGUCAGUACUUCUCUAGCCCUGUGUUAUCGGUAUCGAAUCUAGGUGUUAUGGAAACUGAGGUUCCAAUUGAUGAGUCUCCAACCAUGUCAAUGCUCAAAAAUGUGUUCCUUCCCAUUAGCCCACGCUUCUCCUCUAUCAUGGUUGAGAGAAGGGGAAAGAAACAGUGGAAAAGGGUGGAAGUAAAUCUUGAAGACCACGUUAACAUCCCAGUUUUCCCUUCCGGACUCUCACCUGCAUCAUACGAUAAGUAUUUUGAUGACUAUAUAUCAAAGCUAGCAGUUGAGAGACUUCCGCAACACAAACCUCUCUGGGAAAUUCACAUCAUCAAGUACCCAACUACGACUGCAGCCGGUACUAUAAUAUUCAAGCUUCACCAAGCGCUUGGUGAUGGCUUCUCUAUGAUGGGUGCUCUUCUGUCCUGUCUGCAAAGAGCUGACAAUCCUUCUCUUCCCCUAACCUUCCCGUCAAGAAGGAGGUCGCAAUCACGUAAUAAUAAAAAUGGAAACUUUGUGACUAAAGUUCUCUCGUCUGUCUCAAACACCAUAUCGGAUUUCUUCAAUAGCAACAUGGAGGAAGAUGAUCAGACGCCUAUCAGAUCAGGGAAUGAUGGAAUUGAGUUCAAGCCAAUUGCAGUAUCAACUAUGACGAUUCCUCUUGAUCGACUCAAGCUAAUCAAGAACAGGCUCGGAGUGACGAUAAAUGAUGUUCUUGCCGCGAUGAUCUUCCUGGGGACCCGACUAUACAUGCCAGACAUUAACAAAAGUUCAAGCGAAGCAAGAGGCACAGCAGUUGUAUUGCUCAACACAAGGAUGAUGGGGAAUUAUACUUCGGUUCAGGAGAUGACCAAACCUAAUAGCAAGUUGCCAUGGGGAAAUCACAUCUCACUUUUGCAAGUACCAAUACCUAAGUUAUUAACGAAUGGUGAAGAACAAAUAGAUAAUGCACUUGACUUUGUCUGGAAGGCACAUAAUAUUAUAAGGAGCAAAAGACAUUCUUGGGGUAUUCAUCUCACAGCUGGGUUCUUGGAGAUUCUCAACAAAUUUGGAGGCCAUGAGUCAGCAGCAAGAUACAUUCGUAAUUCGUUGAAAAAGUCGAGCAUGAUAAUUUCUAAUUUGAUUGGACCUGUGGAACAAAUGUCUGUAGCAAACCAUCCAGUUCAAGGCUUCUACUUUCUGGUGUUUGGUUCCCCUGAGGGCCUGGAUGUGACAAUAGUAAGUUAUAUGGAAAAGGUGAGGAUUGCAUUCAAGAUGGAAAAAGGUCUUAUUGAUCCACCAAAGUUCAAGUCAUUCAUGGAGAAGUCCUUCGAUAUGAUACUCAAAGCCUCGGAGAAAAAUGUUGUGGAGAAGAAUUAA
Argentina anserina (silverweed cinquefoil) is the source of this 1401-nucleotide messenger RNA. RefSeq names its product wax ester synthase/diacylglycerol acyltransferase 2-like. The transcript has 5 exons. Bases 1 to 1401 code for a protein of 466 amino acids. Gene Ontology annotation, cellular component: plasma membrane. Gene Ontology annotation, biological process: triglyceride biosynthetic process. The record is from RefSeq and is a predicted model, not a curated record. Gene Ontology annotation, molecular function: diacylglycerol O-acyltransferase activity. NCBI's taxonomy places the organism in Eukaryota, Viridiplantae, Streptophyta, Magnoliopsida, Rosales, Rosaceae.